CGCCAAGCUCCACGAUCAACCCCACGUUUCCAAACACAAACCCAACCUUUCCCCCCGAACCAUGCACAGCUGGCUACAAUCACAAUGCUAACCUCCGGUUUCACCAACGCGCCUGUGUCGCGCUUCCUGGUCUUCUGGGUUGUAACCGGCGCGCUGCUCGCGAGCUUGACGGACACGAGAUACUAUCUGCACAUCGAGGUGGUGCCGCACUUAUGGGGGUACGGACAGUGGUGGAGGGCGGUGAGCUGGGUGGCAUGCUACACGAACUCCUCCGAAGUCCUCUUCGCAGCAAUGACAUUCUACCACUUAAGGGUGAUUGAGCGGUUGUGGGGGAGUCGAAAGUUCGCUUCCUUCCUCCUCUCCACAGCACCCUACACAACCCUCCUGCCCCCGCUCCUCCUCGCCCUAUUCGUGCGCCCUCUAACCUUCGGCCGCAUCAACACGCUCCCCGCCGGCCCGACCACCGUCCUCUUCGCCCUGCUCGUGCAGUACCACGCCGCGAUCCCGAUUAUCUACAAGUAUAAACUCGCUGCUAGCGCCACUCCUGCCCCUACGGCUGGUCCCGGGGCUACGUCUGCGUCUGGUCCCAGAGGCCUAGUGAACACAUCCAUCACGUUGACGUCAAAGACGCUGAGUUAUGUGCUACCGGCCCAACUCGCGCUCUCGGCCCUCCCUGGCUCUGCGUUGGCGGCGGCGGUGGGGUGGGCCGUGGGCACGGCGUAUCGGCGGGAGUUGCUGCCGGGGGCGAGUGGGUGGAGGGUGCCGGCGUGGGUGGUUGGGGAGAAGCAGGGGCAGGCGAGGAGUGGGGGGUUUGAGGGGUUGAGGCGAAGACUGGAGGGGGAGAGGGAGGGUGGGAUAUUGGCGGGCGAGGGCGUUGUGGGGGGGGGGGCAGAUGGGGGAAGGGGAAGGGGGACGGGGAGGAGGAGGACGUUGGGGGGGCUGGUUGCUGGGCAGUUUGGGGGUGGGGGACAGACUUGA
This is a messenger RNA of Mytilinidion resinicola, 978 nucleotides long. RefSeq lists its product as uncharacterized. The coding region runs from base 85 to 978 and encodes 297 amino acids. The record is from RefSeq and is a predicted model, not a curated record. Lineage: Eukaryota; Fungi; Ascomycota; Dothideomycetes; Mytilinidiales; Mytilinidiaceae. The transcript has 3 exons. Gene Ontology annotation, molecular function: serine-type endopeptidase activity.